Molecule: messenger RNA, 1552 nt
Organism: Passer montanus (Eurasian tree sparrow)
Lineage: Eukaryota; Metazoa; Chordata; Aves; Passeriformes; Passeridae
Gene: COMMD6
Product: COMM domain containing 6
Exons: 4
Coding region: 144-338 (64 amino acids)
Molecular function (GO): NF-kappaB binding
Source: RefSeq, a predicted model, not a curated record
UCGUCACCACCUUGGGCAGUGGUGUCAGCACUCUGCCAAAACACGCGGUUCAAGUUAUUCGUCACGUGUGGAAUGAGCAGGGCAAAGCCAUUGCUGUGUCAGAAGAUGCAAGAAAUACGGCCACAGUGGGGCAGUUUGUAGAUAUGAAAUGGAAACUGGGAGUUGCGAUGAGCUCUGACACCUGCAGGGCUCUGAAGUACCCGUAUGUCACAGUGACACUAACAGUGGCAGACCCUUCAGGACAAAUAACAGACAAGUCUUUUGAAAUGACGAUCCCACAGUUCAAGAACUUCUUCAGACAGUUCAAGGAAAUGGCAUCUGUUCUUGAAACAGUUUGAAGGGAACUUUUAUUUCCAGUGACAUGUUGGAGGAAGAGCAAGUAAACUUUCCGUUCUGCAUAGGGAAUAAAGUGCCAUUGUUCAGCAAGUUUACAGGUGUUUUUUUAAAAAAUAUUCAUCUUGGAGCGUGCCCAAAUGAAAGCAAGACAGGCUUCCUUCCCAGUGAUGCUUGUGAGCAGGGAAGUCCUGGAUGCUGCAACCAGACAUGAAGCUUGAGAAUGGUACUGGAGUUUACAUUUAAAAUGAGGACUGUAAGUGCAUGUCUGGCAUGAAUCCCUGGUGUGCUGUGCCAUGCUGCUUCUCACAGUUGGGAAUGUGGGGAGAUGAGAGAUACUCAGCAGCCAACAGAGUCAAGACAACAGAUGUCGAUUUACCUAGGAGAGAGUCAAGGACGAUGAAAAAGAGGAUUAAGGAAUUCCCAUCUGUUCUUUUUUUUUAAUGUUAGCAGCUACACUGGCACCAUUCUUGGUAUUGUGUUGGGCCUACUCGUGCCCUGCUGUUCAUGCUAAGUUGUAUCUUCUUUUACCACACAUAUAGUAGGAAGUGGAGAAGCUGCAAUAAUACUUCAAUAAUGGUACACUUGAAGUCGUAAUGGUAUUUGCAUUUUCCUCUUGAAGAGACAUAAUUUGUGCCCUUUGGAGUACUCUUGCCUUCCAAAGCAUCUCUUCCAUGUUAUUUCUGCACUCUACUCCAGAUUUGCUAACCUUUCUAGCCUGUGGUUCAUCCUUAGUAAUAAUAUAUUUGUGAAAUAAUAUCAAUAUGUUCCUUUUAGCUUUGGCAAUAACAAGAAAUUCUGUCUUAGUUUCCAUUGCUAGAGAAUUGGAGUGAACCAGGAUCCCUUCCAUAUCACAAAUGAGGUAGAUGUAGCAGGCAUUGUUAAGGAUAGAGAAGAAGAUUCCAGCAGUUGCAGUACUUCAUGUCUUCCUCCUUUUUUGUAUGUUAUUGUUACUGCAGUGGCUGGGGAGUAGUAGAGAAGUAAAUGGCUCCUUUUUUACAAAAGAAAUAACAGGGAAUAUUGCAGAAGUUGCUCUAUUUCCUGCAAUAACUAGCUUUGCAGCUGAUCUGAGCUGCUGACAGUUACCAAACUUAGUAUUACUUCAACAACAGGGAUUCUAGUGAGCUGAUGUGAUGCAGUUUGGGAGGACAGGGCCCUAUUAAAAAAAAACAAAACCAAAAAACCCAACAAAUUUCAAAUACUUCUUCAUGGAAAGAUG